This is a messenger RNA of Pleurotus ostreatus (oyster mushroom), 2973 nucleotides long. RefSeq lists its product as uncharacterized. Bases 1 to 2973 code for a protein of 990 amino acids. The transcript has 4 exons. NCBI's taxonomy places the organism in Eukaryota, Fungi, Basidiomycota, Agaricomycetes, Agaricales, Pleurotaceae. The record is from RefSeq and is a predicted model, not a curated record.
AUGGCCCACUACACCACAGCAGAGGCUCUCAUGCACGCCUGCCUGGCACACGCAGCCCCCGAGGUCGGCGUGCUCGACGGAAUCAUAGCCUCCUCGUCGUCCCCAGCGUUGCCGCGGGAACUGCUGCUCAUGGUCAGGACAUACCUCGUGCCCGCCAUCGCCUCAGACCUCGUCGACGCCUCACACAGCGCCCUCCACGCAUACGAAGAAUCGCUGCGAUCGCUGCUAUGUCCAGAGUGCAGGCAGUACAACGAAGAGAUAUACGGGGGAGAUGUAUGGGAGUGGGAGGGAUUCACAGGACCGUGUGGGUGCAGGGACGCAGGCGACAUCCGGCGGACCAACAACGCGAUGCUUAAUUCUCCGACGCGCUUCAGAGAUCCCCAUCACUGGCUUGAACAGCACUUGUCGCAGUCCGUCAUGGCGGCGGCGGCGGCGGCCUCUUCGUCGUCGUCUUCGUCGACAUCGCAGACCGACAUCUGGUCGUUCGCCAGCGCCAUAUUCGCGCAAUAUGACUGCGAGCUCGUGCGCCACAUCCCCGCGACCCACGCGCACUUUUCCAACCUGACCGCCUGGAACAACAAGUACGGCCUAUCCCCGUACUCUAGCCCGCUCGAGCCCCUGAGCAGCUACAUCCUCAUACGUCCCACUGGCGAUCCAGCCGAGACCGACAGCGACAGCAUCUGCGACGAUCACACUCGGAGAUGGCGUGAUCGGCUCACCUUGCAGCGCCUGCACAGAAACCUCGGAAUUCCCUUUUUCACGUCCACCGCCUCAGCCUCCCCGUCCACCAAGUCCGAGUCCGUGGUCGGGUCCAUGGAUUUGCGCUUUGGCUCUCCUCGCAGCCAAUCUUCUUUGACACGACAUGAUCACGAUCUCACGAAAGCAUCUUAUUCGACCGGCAUAUCAUUGCACCCUGUUCUUCUCAGCCAUGUCCUCGCCAACACCGCAGCAUUCUGCUUCGCCGCCCCAGUCGCACUCUUGACCGUCUGCGCGAAGCGCAGGUCCACCUCACUGAGUAAACUCAAUACCAGAAUCGUGAACAAACUCCGGGAGGCCAACAUCCUGCCUCGAGAUGAACCACCUCCCAAGCUAUGCUCUGGCUGCUCAGGAAUCACUGUGGCGAAGAUGCGCGAGGCAGGCGGAUACAAGUACCCAAUCAAUGUGUACGAUCUCCCGAAAUCAGCAGAGGAGUGCGAUUUCUGCGACAUGCUCGUCGACGUAAUCGCCAGAAGUCUUGGGGAAGAGGAACAGUCGGAUCGCCCAAAUCCAAGGUCGAGGCAGAAAUCGGAUGCCCGAAGCACGAAGGAUCUACCCCGCGAUGAGCGAUAUGCCCUCGCGCUGGAGCAACAUGGGUUUAAGCAGAAGAAGAAGGGCACAUCUUUUGUGGCGCUGGUGCAAUGGCCAUUCCCUGGGAUGCAGCAUGUCGUAGCGAUUGAAAAGUUCACGGGCGUAGCAGGGGCGCCAGGAGAAGGCCUUGUUUCUGUUUGCGGGAUCUACACAGACUCUGCUAUACGAUCGCGGUCUCCACUAGGCAUCGAACUUUUAUUGGCCCUCAAAGUCCCUGCCGAGGUGGACCUGGACUCGCUUGCGAUCCAGGUUAAGUAUUGGCGGAGGGCGUGCUGCGAGAGUCAUCAAGUCUGCAAUGGGCCGGCCGACGCGCCUCCCAAGCCGCCUCUGCCCACUAGGGUCCUUGACGUCCAGAAGGAGCGCUUGUAUGAGACGAAUCAUACUCCUGGUCGAUAUAUUGCACUCAGCCACACCUGGGGAGGCCAGGUAGAGGGUCGCACACUCAAAGGGAACCUCAAAGAGAGACUCAAGGGAUUCUCCUUCGACACCCUUCCCCUCAACUUCCGUGAUGCGAUCAAAGUCACCAAAGCGCUCGGAAUGCGGUACCUCUGGAUCGACUCUCUGUGCAUCGUACAGGACGAUGCAGAUGAUUGGGAGAGGGAAGCCAAGACGAUGACGGGGUUGUAUAUGAAUUCGUGGAUCACGAUUGCAGCGUCGCGAGCGCCAGACAGUGCGGCGGGCUUUCUGGGGAGGAGGGAUGUCCCAAAAGCGAUUAAAAUGCCGGGCGAGGGCGGGGAGUACUUCUACGUCUGCCCAAAUGUCGCUCUUCGUUUCGACGAGGCCGUUUUUGGCGCGCCGUUGAAUCGCCGGGCAUGGGUCGUGCAAGAACGUGUCCUGUCGCCACGGACGCUUCACUUUACUCGAUCGCAGGUGUACUGGGAGUGCGCCUGCAAGACCCUAGCGGAGGACAUGAACCACCAAGCUAACCCGGACGAUAAACUUUCGAUGACCCAAACACCCCGCGCCCUCUUCGAAGGAGUCAAGGGGAAAACGCCACAAGCAUGGUGGGCUCUACUGGAAAACUACACUGCGUGCGGUUUGACUUAUCACUCAGACAAGUUGAUCGCCAUCCACGGGAUCGUUUCGUGGAUGACAUCGAAGUUCGGGCUCAGGUUCCUCGCUGGAGUUUGGGAAGAUAGUGCUUCCGUUGGUCUUCUCUGGGUCGCGGCGGACCGCGAAGGAUUAGAGCAUUUAUCUGAAAUCAGGGUUCCUUCGUGGAGCUGGGCGAGCAAAAAAGGCCCUAUCAAGCAUAUCAAAAUGCUGGGUGAAUACGAAGAUAAUACAUCUACGUACAUUACCGGAGGCCCGCCUACAGAAGAAUCCCAAACCGCCGAACCUCUUGUGCUCCAUGCAGACGUUUGCUCGCUCCAAUCAGGGCUGCGUUUCGGACCCUUAAGGACAUCGUACCUCCCGUUCGAGUUUGAAAAGUCCAACGCACGCUACCGUCGCAUCGAAGACCCGCGUGAAAAGCUUGGUGUACGUGGAUGGGCUGUCUUGGAUGAAGACUUGGAGUCUCCAUCGGAAUCCAACACUAACUUUGACGACCUUUAUUGGGUUAUUGUUCGAUGUCAAACAGACACAGAGCCUGAACCAGAGCCGGGGACCAGCGGAAAGUGGGGAUGGUGA